AUUGACAGAAACACAUAAAAUGAAGGUAUUUAACAGAUCAGUUCUAUAGAAAAUCCACAGUUCACUCGCAAUCGUGCUAGUAAAGAAUGGCGAUGAAGGUUUUGCUAAGUUGCACAAUAAUUUGCUGUCUUCAAAUCAUCUCGCAGAUUGACGCUGCUUCUUUGGACAGUUGUAAAAGCGUAUUUGGACCCUCUGUUAAAAAGCAUCUAUGCGGAGCAAACAGUUACCAGAGUAUUAACGGAGCUGAUUUGGAUAAAACAUUGGACUGUGUUCUGAAAGCGACUAAUAUUGUUGACAAAACAGGCGCGGGAAAUUUCUACAGCCUGUAUGAUCCAAUGCAAGUUUAUUUGAAAGAUGGCAGAACGCUCAAUUUCAACCUGGAAUCUUGCAUGACAAGACGAUUGAAGUACGAGCUUCCCGAAGGCGAACGUGCGCAUGGUUUUUACAAGUGUGUGAUGCAGAACGAGGCAAGGGAUGCCUUCAAAAAAGUGUUCAAUCAAAGAGUGUGCCAAUAACGACGGAUCGUAUAAGGACACAUACAGUAUUGAAAGUAAUAAAGAAAUCAUGCAUGCAUAAUA
Molecule: messenger RNA, 578 nt
Organism: Anopheles darlingi
Lineage: Eukaryota; Metazoa; Arthropoda; Insecta; Diptera; Culicidae
Exons: 3
Coding region: 87-515 (142 amino acids)
Molecular function (GO): odorant binding
Source: RefSeq, a predicted model, not a curated record